AUGUGCAGCUCCGAUAUCUUCCUGGCGAUCCUCGCCGUCCUCUUCCCACCCAUUGCUGUCUGGAUCAAGGCGGGAAUCUGCACCGCAGACUCCUUCAUCAACAUCGCCCUCUGCCUGCUGGGCUACAUCCCGGGUCUCAUCCACGCAUGGUAUAUCAUCAUGAAAUACCCGGACCACGACUACGACGAUGUAGCCUACGAACCCAUCCCCGGCGGCUCCAGCCAGCGCCGCGAUCUCGAGAACGGUCGCGUGACGUAUUACUAUGUCUCACACCAGCCUCUUCAACACCCCUCCCAGCGACAGUCCUACGGCACCGUCAACCAGCAAGGCCAGCAGGAGAACGCUUCGUCGAAUGCGCCCAAGCCGUCUGAUCACUCCCAGCAAGGUGCUGGAGCUGGCAAUGGCGAAGGAGGGUCUGAGGCUCGACCGCCACCUACCUAUGCUGAAGCUGUGAAGGGCGAUAACAAGAUUCAGUCCCGGGAUUAA
Penicillium subrubescens is the source of this 486-nucleotide messenger RNA. Its product is annotated as putative stress response RCI peptide. Gene Ontology annotation, molecular function: ubiquitin protein ligase binding. Gene Ontology annotation, biological process: endosome transport via multivesicular body sorting pathway. Bases 1 to 486 code for a protein of 161 amino acids. Gene Ontology annotation, cellular component: fungal-type vacuole membrane; fungal-type vacuole lumen. The transcript is spliced from 2 exons. NCBI's taxonomy places the organism in Eukaryota, Fungi, Ascomycota, Eurotiomycetes, Eurotiales, Aspergillaceae. The record is from RefSeq and is a predicted model, not a curated record.